UGAUAGCUGAAAGCUUUAACUCCAUUUUUAGAAACUGUUUAAAGUCCCCAAUAAAACCCUUUUGAUACUACAAUGUCUGUGAGAUUGUUACACAUCAAGAAAACUCUGUUUGUUCGUGAAUUUUGAUCUAUGAGAUCGGUGAAACAAGUAGCGGUAACGUAGACCGUAAACCCGGCUAUUACCAUAUUGAUACGUUGCAUUUCCUGCAGUAAGUGGCCACAACAAUAAAUAGCAAAUUUAAUACCGCAUAAUAAUGCAUUUUCCUAUCUUCUCAAGGCCUCCAAACUAGCAUGGCACUUCUCAAACAGUCUCCAUCGAGAUUCGAACGCGUGCAAAAAUCUCAGCGUUUCAUAGCGCUCCAUCGAUCUCGUCGGUUGGUUUUCCGCGAAACGGUUGUCACUGUCUGUCUUAAUAAAGCGUGUGUGCCAGUUUUUUUGAAGUUAAUUCAUAUUUCGGACUUUUUGGACUAUAUAAAUAAGAAUGAAUAACCGGUAAACAAUACUUUGUUCUGGGCCCCGCUUAUUAAGUAAUAAAAUCGUAUUUUUUGUUUUUACAUGAUAUGCUGUGGUCAAGUUUCAAGGGGUCAAAUUGUACUCAGACCAAAGAAACGUUCAAAACAGGCUGUUAGGACAGAGAAAAUGGUGGAAAAUCAAGGGAGGCGGCUGUCUUUGGCUCUGCCCAUCUCCUUGCCCCAGAGGCAGAGGAGGAUGUCGGUCAGGAGCUUUUAUUGGGUGAUGGUCAAUCCGAUGGUAAUUUUCAAUUUUAUAUGGUUUGUUUUGCGAUAGUGCGAUAGUUUUUCUCGUAUGAACUUUGAUAUUCGCAUUUCUGAAUGUCUCUUAGAUACAUGUCAAUCGUGAUCAUCGAGCAAAUUAAGAAACAUAUCAAUAUUUUCAAUAUGUGUAUGGGGAUACGCUACUGGAAGCCGGUUUACUUCAGACAAUUUUUAAUUGACACUGUAUAUUUAUACGGC
This is a messenger RNA of Acanthoscelides obtectus, 970 nucleotides long. The record is from the annotation of a GenBank genome assembly. Lineage: Eukaryota; Metazoa; Arthropoda; Insecta; Coleoptera; Chrysomelidae.